Molecule: messenger RNA, 687 nt
Organism: Aspergillus affinis
Lineage: Eukaryota; Fungi; Ascomycota; Eurotiomycetes; Eurotiales; Aspergillaceae
Exons: 2
Coding region: 1-687 (228 amino acids)
Source: RefSeq, a predicted model, not a curated record
AUGAAUAAAAUGCCACUCUUUAGGUAUCUUCUCCUCAAAGGCCUUCCAGUUGGCGGAGCGCUUGCAGCGACAAGUUUUUUCUACACGACCCGUCAGAUUGAAUUCGUUCCUCUACCUUCUUCAGAUCCAAUCUUCCAUUCCAAAUACCACAGGAACUAUAAUCCCUCCGGCAACCCAACCAUCCAUGACUUGCAUGUUCGGAGAAUUCCAUUUUCGCAAAUAGAUCCCGUUCUUUUGCAAGACAAGCAGAAGCUUCUUGAACGAUACUGCGGUGGAGUUUGGGCCGGGCUUGGGUUCGCAAUCCAACGCAUCCUCCUAACAUGUUUCUAUAGAUCAGCAGCUACAGAGAAACAGCUCUGGUCCCCGUCCGAGCUUCUCGACUCCGAAUUUGAACCAGGAACCACGAUCGUCGAUCACUUCAAUGUCUUGGAGAAGUCGGAGAACUCAAUUCUCAUCCGGGGCGGCGAUGUAGUCUCAAAUCAGGGCCUUCGGCCUUUAGAUGCACUAAUGGAAGUUAGUGUGCAGGUUAAACCGGAAGAAGAAGUUGUUGAGUUUGGCUUCAAGACGCUAUUCUUUCAGGGAUUAGGGAAAGCGGAGGGAUCGCUGAUGCCGGCACCGGCGGUUUGGUUGCAUGAGCAGUACGCCAAAGCGAUGCUGGUUUCGGGGGUGCGAUAUGUCCUGAAAUAA